GAAAAGUCAGUAAUUAUAAAAUUUAUUGUGAGAUUAAUUUUAUAAUGUAACAACCGGAAAUACUUUUUAAACUUAAAUGUCUUGGUGUAGGGUAAGGUAAUAUAUUUUUACAAACUACGACUAAACACAAAAUGGCUGCUUCUAGACUAUGACCCAGUAUGUAACCGGCCAUAUUGUGUACCAAUCUAGCAGACAACAAACCUGCUGGUUUUAUCGCCGAUUCAAAUCUGUAUUGGGCUGCCAGAAAUAGACUAAUGGCAGAGAGGCUUAAGUCUGGCGUAGGAUAAAAAAAACCCUACUGAAGGAAACAAAUGGCAUUACGAAUGUGUAAAACAAACUGUACUGUUCCCAACUGGAAAUGAGACUCAGUAAGAAUUAUCCUGUACGUGAAAGUGAUUACAAAUGUAUCCAACCCAAAAGUUUCCUAACCUCUUCGGCAAGACAGAAAUGCUUCACUGCUGGUGUAUAAUUAUCUCAAAAUGAAACCUCAGUGGCCUGACUAGCAAUAAAGACUAUCCAAAAGUUUUGUGGAUUAUUAUCUACAUCUGUGAAAUAAGUUUCAGCAGUUUGUUAAGAAAUAUGGGUGUUAUAGUUAGAGUGCUACAAGCUGGGAGAAUGAGUUACAUACCUGCCCUGAAACUUCAACAGUUAUUGGAAGGUCAUCAUAAAUCAUCAAAGGAAGCUACUGCAAUUAAAGAUACGCUCAUUUUGGUUGAACACUUUCCUGUGUACACUGUUGGAAUCAGAUCAAACGAUUACUCCAAGGAAACUGAGGAUAAACUAGUGUCACUGGGUGCAGAUUUUCAUCGUACUAACAGAGGUGGUCUCAUAACCUUCCAUGGGCCUGGUCAGCUUGUUGUAUAUCCAAUUCUCAACCUCAAGAAUUAUAAACCUAGUGUACGGUGGUAUGUUCAUCAAAUCGAACAAACUGUCAUAGAUGUAUGCACUGAGAUGGGGAUAGAAGCAGAGACUUCACCUUAUACUGGUGUAUGGGUUGGUGGCCGCAAGAUAUGUGCAAUUGGGAUCCAUGGUAGCAGGUUCAUUACAACACAUGGAUUGGCCUUGAAUUGUAACACAAAUCUGGAAUGGUUUUCACAUAUUGUGCCCUGUGGUAUUAAAGGAAAAGAAGUUACUUCUUUGUCAAGAGAAAUGGGAAGGGAAUGUACAAUUGAAGAAGUGUUACCAAUCUUUCUAAAUUCUUUUAGUAAAUUGUUCGGAUGUAUUCUUUGUGAUUUUAGUAAAGAAGACACUGAUAAAAUAUUUAAAGAUAUUGGGAAAGAUAACAGAACUUUAAAUUAAUGAAGGUUUAAAAAUUCAAAAGUGGAAGUUAAGACAGUCUUCUUACAGGUAAUAUUAUUUGUAAUUUUUUGUUUCCUGGUGGAACUCAAGAAAUGGGUAACUUAAAGAACAUCAAUAAAUGUAGAUUUAUAUGAA
Molecule: messenger RNA, 1434 nt
Organism: Zootermopsis nevadensis
Lineage: Eukaryota; Metazoa; Arthropoda; Insecta; Blattodea; Termopsidae
Gene: Lipt2
Product: Lipoyl(octanoyl) transferase 2
Biological process (GO): protein lipoylation
Molecular function (GO): lipoyl(octanoyl) transferase activity
Source: RefSeq, a predicted model, not a curated record